AUGCUCCAUCGCAUCCUUCAAGAAGUCGGCCUGGUAGCCCUCUUCCACUCCCCCCUCGACUCCAAACUCCUCUGCGCCCAACGCUUCGUACGCCUGUUUGCUUAUGGCGGCUCCACGCUGAUCCUCGCCUCGUACCUAUCCGCCCUGGACAUUUCCGACGACAGGAUCGGGCUAUUCAUGACUCUGACGCUCGUCGGCGACGUCGUUAUCAGCUUCUUGCUGACCCUCUUUGCGGAUGCGCUGGGUCGCAAAGCCGUGCUUCUGCUGGGCUCCGGCAUGAUGUGUGCGAGCGGUGUGGUGUUUGGGCUUUGUGGGAAUUACUGGGCGUUGUUGGCCGCCGCCAUUUUUGGGGUUAUUAGUCCUAAUGGGAAUGAAAUUGGCCCUUUCCGGGCUGUCGAGGAGUCAACUAUAGCGCAUAUCACUCCAAAGGAGAAUAUGAGUGAUAUCUUCGCUUGGUACUCUCUCAUCGGCACUGCGGGCACAGCUCUGGGAAUGAUGGUAUGCGGCUGGUUGAUGUCGAUCUUGCAAGAGACUCAAAACUGGGAGUUUGUGGCCGCAUGUCGAGUUGUUUUCUUGCUGUAUGCUGCUGUGGGCGCGGUCAAGUUUGCGUUGACGAUGGGGUUGAGCUCAAAUGUUGAGGCUGACAGUAAGAAUAAGAAGCAGCAGCAGCAGAAUGGCAAUAAUGGACCCAGCGAGACCGAGCCGCUGCUCGGAUCCAAUAAUGGCCAAAACCAGGAACAAGAACAGCAACAGGAUGAAGUUGAAAUACCUAACCGGCGCAGCAUACCCUUCCUGCCCGGGGUUGAGUCUCAAUUCAUCGGCCUGGUUACCAGUCUCUUCUUACUCUUUGCUCUGGACUCGUUUGGUUCGGCGCUGGCUUCAUUGUCAUGGAUUACCUACUACUUCAGGAGAAAGUUUGACAUGUCUGAUGGCGAACUCGGAUCUCUUUUCUCCGGCACCAGUAUUAUCCAAGCAAUUUCCAUGCUAUUGGCAUCUUCGAUAGCGAAGAGAUUCGGAAAUGUCAAGACAAUGGUCUUCACCCACCUCCCCUCCAGCGUCUUCCUAGCUCUCAUGCCCAUCCCCUCCUCCUUCCCCAUCGCCAUGAUAUUCCUGGUCGGCCGCGCCUGUCUGCAGAAUAUGGACGUCGCCCCUCGCUCAGCCUUCCUGGCCAGCGCGCUCCCCGCCGAACAACGCACAGCUAUCAUGGGCACAAUCAACGUCGUGAAGACGACCUCGUCCAGCCUGGCGCCUGUUUUGACGGGUAUUUUGUCUUCCAGGGGUGCGUUGUGGGUCUCGUUUCUGGCUGCGGGUUGUCUGAAGAUUGGCUAUGAUCUUGGGAUGUUGAUUACGUUUGGGGGCAUGGAUAAGGAGCAGCAUAAGAAACAACAGGCUGCGGUGAGGGAUGAGGAGGAUCAAAAUUAG
Messenger RNA from Talaromyces atroroseus, 1422 nucleotides. RefSeq lists its product as hypothetical. Gene Ontology annotation, molecular function: transmembrane transporter activity. NCBI's taxonomy places the organism in Eukaryota, Fungi, Ascomycota, Eurotiomycetes, Eurotiales, Trichocomaceae. The transcript has 4 exons. The record is from RefSeq and is a predicted model, not a curated record. The coding region runs from base 1 to 1422 and encodes 473 amino acids. Gene Ontology annotation, cellular component: fungal-type vacuole membrane. Gene Ontology annotation, biological process: transmembrane transport.